Ooceraea biroi (clonal raider ant) is the source of this 1959-nucleotide messenger RNA. RefSeq names its product tumor susceptibility gene 101 (gene TSG101). Gene Ontology annotation, cellular component: ESCRT I complex. Gene Ontology annotation, molecular function: ubiquitin binding. Gene Ontology annotation, biological process: endosome to lysosome transport; protein modification process; protein transport. The record is from RefSeq and is a predicted model, not a curated record. Lineage: Eukaryota; Metazoa; Arthropoda; Insecta; Hymenoptera; Formicidae.
GUAUUGCAUGACCACUGACGGAAUAUUGCGAUAAUAAAUUCACGAUAAUCCACAAUAGUUCGCAUUGACACUUUGGUUGACGUUACGGGGUAAUUCGUAGUUGCUUUCGAUGAUUCCGUCAUACAUAUUCUUUCGCCGCUCGAUGAUAACGUAAGCUCGAACGUGACGUCCGAUGAUUGCGUGCUGCUGUCGCUACGAGUGUAUAAAUUGAAGUACGCGAUUAUAACUGAUAACAAAGUUCUCUCGUCUGAAUUUAGCUAGGCUAAAUGGUGAAGAUGACACCAUUGGACGAGGGGAGGAUCAGACAAGGUCUGUCUAAGUAUCAAAAUCCGGACAUAACAAAGAAGCAUGUAAUAAGCGUUUUGAACCUUUACAAAGGCUUGAUAUAUGAAAUUGAGCCCUUUGUUUUCAACGAUGGCUCGCGUAAGGAGCUGCUCAACUUGCAAGGAACCAUACCUGUUGUUUAUAAAGGCACCUGUUACAAUAUUCCAAUAUGCAUAUGGUUGAUGGACACUCAUCCCAACAAUGCACCCAUGUGCUACGUUAAGCCAACGGCAGAUAUGCACAUCAAAGUUAGCAUGUUUGUAGAUCACAAUGGUAAAAUCUACUUGCCGUAUCUCCACGACUGGGUCCCACACAAUUCAGAUUUGCUCGCUCUAAUUCAAGUCAUGAUCAUCACCUUCGGGGAGCAACCUCCAGUCUAUGCGAAGUCAAGAUCGGAGACACAACAGAGUUCUACACCAUAUCCUGUUCAAUCGUUCAUGCCAGUUCCUGGUACUGGAAGCGUGACGAGUUCCGGUUUCCCACCAUAUCCACCGAAUUCACAAUACUCCAGUGGUAGUAACGUGUAUCCGUCGUAUCCGCCUACGGCGUCUGGAGGAUUCCCGUACCCAGGCUCGUACAGUUCUUAUGCCGGAAGCACUCCCAGUUACCCAACGCAAGGCUACAACGGUCCAUAUCCACCGUACCCACCAGCUACGCAACCGUCUCCGACGGUACAGCCGAACUCUGGUGGCACAAUCACGGAGGAGCACAUAAGGGCAUCCUUGUUGUCCGCGGUAGAAGAUAAGCUACGGCGCCGGCUUAAGGAACAAUUCUCACAGCUGCAGGCCGAGCUCGAAACACUGCGGCGAACACAACAGGAAUUGACGAGCGGCUCGUCGCACCUGACCGAUCUGUUUGAGAAACUCAAGAGAGAGAAGCAAGAACUUGAAAAAAAUGUGAACAUUCUGCAAGAUAAGGAGGCAGAGUUGGAAAAAGAGAUCGCCAAACUAUCCGAUAAUCAGUCGAUAGAUGUUGAUGAAGCUGUAAUUACCAUAGCGCCGUUAUAUAAACAAAUGUUAAACGCCUUCGCCGAAGAGGCGGCUACAGAGGAUGCUAUUUAUUAUCUCGCCGAGGGAUUGCGAUCUGGCAUCAUAGACCUGGACGCGUUCCUGAAGCAAGUCCGACAGCUGUCGCGCAGACAGUUCAUGUUGAGGGCGCUGAUGCAGAGAUGUCGGCAGAAAGCCGGUUUGGCUGGUUAAGAAAUGAUACUCUUUUACGCUUUAUUUUAGAGAUGCAAUAUUCCAUUUUACUACAAAAUAAUCUUGUAUUACGCAGUGGAAAUAGGAAACAAUAUAUGUAACAUCUGCUGAUAUUAAAAUUUUAUCGAUGAAAUGAUCAAAUAAAUUAUGUACAUUUUGUCGAAUGAACGCUCUUUUCUUCUCGCAGUGUAACGAGAAGAAAACUGUUUCACGUAAAGUUUAAUAUUAUGCAUACUAUGAUUUUAGGCAAGUAUAAUAAUUAUUGCACAUAUGAGUACGAAACCUUUUUUAUCACAAUAUUGCAUGAAUUAAUUAGAUUCUGAUUUAUGUUGAGAAAAAAAUAGACUUAUUUUCUUAAGAUAUAACACUGAUUGCUAUGUACUUGCAUUGCAAAUUUCAUGUUUUCAUUGUGAUAAGUGAAUAAACUUAUGUAGUG